Echinostoma caproni is the source of this 3531-nucleotide messenger RNA. Lineage: Eukaryota; Metazoa; Platyhelminthes; Trematoda; Plagiorchiida; Echinostomatidae. The record is from the annotation of a GenBank genome assembly.
AUGACUAAUUCGUGUGAAAAGAAUUGGCUAUUUUACCUCGUCCAACCGACGCAAUUGCUCACUGAUAUACAGGAAAUACCGCUGGAAACAAAGCUAUCUCUGCUAAAGCAGUUUCUGUCUCAAGCUGAGCUAGCCGACCGCAAGGCAUUCGCGGCGAACAACCGGGCUGAUGCACCUGCCUCGGAGCUGAACGCAUCGAACGAGUCACGCAGGGCUACGGAGACUCCGGCUAGUUUAGAGGGUUCCGAGACCGAGCCACCCUAUAAAAAGUCCAAGAUUCUUGAUGCCUUGGCUCUGCAAUUGGCAGCCGUGUUGCGGUUCAAUUUGAAUCUGUUCCGCACCAUGUAUGAGAUCCCGACACGACUUUUGGCACGUUUGUAUCGUGUCCUGGUAACUGUUACGGCUAAAAAUUCUGCUGUAUUGCAACCUCUGUUCGAGCAAAGCGAUGGGAUUGAUAGUCUCUUCAAAAUCAAUCCAUAUGCUGUGUUUGAUUGGCGUGCUUUACAUCCUACCACAAUCUACGCCAUCUUCUCCUAUCAUGUUUGGUGCUUACAGGUAUCUUUCGCUUCCAACAUGCUACCUCAACCAUUUCGUAACUUAACACCGGCAGUUUCUGGUCUGACAGAGAUCCCAGACACAGUGUUCUUUGCGGACAAUCGAGUAGAAAUCAGUGUGGUCCUGGAGCGCGCUUUUGAAUCCGUAUCUCAAUUGACUCAAGUGGUCACGCUGUUGGAUGAGAUUUCUCUCGCUCGACCACUCCCCACCGCAUUCCCUCUGGUCGGACCGGGACUUCCACCGGCUCUCGGAGCACCGCUGGAUGUGGAACCGGAGGAAGCGAACGAAGAGUCCGGAUCUAGGUCGCGGCAAAACAUGCUUAUUCGAGAUGCGGAGUUGCUGUCCAGGGACUACGUGGAAUUGUCCAUCAAGUUUAUCCUCGGUCGGCACGCUUUUCAAAUGCAAAAUUUUUCCAAAUCCGAGGAGCUUUUCACUGUUGCCUUAAGGUUGAUGAAACAGAACGAGAUCACUUAUGCCGAAGAAGUAGGAGCAACUGUGAAUCUGUUAGAGACCUAUCUACAGGCCUGCAAAUCCUGUCAUUCGGAAAUUCUGUCCGAUUUGGACCUUUCCACAUAUCACGCGGCACCGUGCGAAUUCGUGGAAGUGUUCUGUGAACUUCUUCAACGUGAUUGGCUUGAAACUUCCACACCACGUCCAUCCACACCGUUCUGGCAUCACACUAUGCCCGAGCCUGGCUCCCGUGCCAAAUCACUCCUAUCACCGCCCAGAGCGAAAAACGAUCUGUCCAACGGAGUCAAUAAACCAACCUAUGAGGAUCAUCUCUGUCAGAUUCUGAUGGAAGAUUUGCAUGUGGAAGAUAACGCUCAAACAUGUGAUUCGGUUGUUCCACUGGGCUGGAGUUUACGACAACGACUAGAAGGACUACUGUUCCGCGUCCUGAGCACAUGGAACACAUCCAGCUGGUUGGAUGCCAAAUCUGGUCGUCAACCGCCGACAAAACAAGCAAAACUCAGUCCACGAUCUGUGAGCUCCGAUGCGAUCGAUCUGUUCCGUGUGGUACAACAUCUUUACACAAAGGUACGAGUGUGCAACACAAUCGAACGUCUCGUGUCCGAAUCGUUUUUCGAACCGGUCCAAUUUGUCACUCUACUAAUCACGUGCCAGGUCACUCCGAGCACAAUCAAUUCAACACAAUCCCCGGUGAUUUUCGAUCCGAUGUGUGCCUAUGAAUUCCUGUUCGAUUGCCUCGACUGCUUCCUGCACGUCCUAUCCACACAACCACAACAACGGACCAAAUUACGUGUACAGUUGGUUAAUCAGUUCAUACUAUACCUCGUCCAGCAGGGGUUGCAUUUGCUCGGACAACCGGACUGGGCCACCGGUCCAGAUGGUACCGAUUUACUGGCUCUCCGAAGACGUUUUCGUGGUUAUUUGAGCGCUCUUGUGGAACACAGUUUGCUUACGGCGCUUAAAUCAGACGUGCAAAACUUCGUGCGCUCUGCGUUCGAGAUGGAACAAUCAAUUGAGCUACCUGGAGGUGAAACCGUCCCCACAAAUCCGAUCCUCAAAGGUCUACCUGAUCCGGGUAUUGAACUUCCAAGUCAUUCGACUGUCGAACAUGGUUUGGCUUCUCUUACGAACGGGAUAACAGACACUUUGAAGCUGAGCGAUCUAUCCGGUGGCUGGCCCGACUCAUCCGUCGGAUCUGAUAGCGGUACUGUGUUUGGAAGCAAAAAGGAUGUGGACAUGCGAAGCUCGAUGCCAUCGCCUCUGUUCGGUACAGCCACACCGUACGGCCAAUUCGCAUCUCACUCGUUUCGUCAAGGUCAUUCGGGGCCUGUUCCACAUGCCACGCUUGCCUCUUCUACUCCUUCGCCGUGUUCCGUGCUGUUGGACAGUUUGGGAAGUGAUGAUGCACCCGCUCUUGUGCACGCGACCACAGUCCGAUCCCUGUUGACCACAUGUGUUCCGUCCGGAGUGAGCACGGGUGUGCGAAAACUGCUCAGUGUCAUGCCGGCGGCUCGGAUACUUCAAUUGAAUUCUGCCUGGCUUCCCUGUCUGCGCAGACUGGCCACGUUGGAGUAUGCUUCGAGUGGUGGACCGAUAAAUGAUGUGCCUCCAGAUGACAGUCCACUGGCUCCGUUUUUCACAGUAGACCUGAAUUCUGCCGGACUGUUGGUUGCGGCCGUACAACUGGCCAAAGGUUCACUGCAUUUGGAACAUCAGACCGCCAGUCCGACUAGAAUUCACGCCCUGUUCUUGUCCGCCCUGUCCGAACUGACUGCGGUCACAAACAACAUGUGUGCCGGUGUAUCCGGACUCGUUUGGUUUCGUGCAGCUUUGCGACACGAAUUGCUCCUAUUAGAUCUGAUGAGCGUUCUGGAUCCUUGCUUCGCAUCAUCCGUUGAGGAUUUACGCACAGCCUCCACAACCACCGCGGGCGGUACAGGUGUGCCUAAACUGCCCACACGCCGUUUCCAUUUCAAUGAUCUAUCGAGACGGGCGAAAAUAUGUCUGUUCCAAGCGGCCGGUUUGCCAGCCAACCAGGCCGCUUUGGAGAACAAGAUGGACGCCAAUAUGCCACUAGGUUUGUCCAGCACCCUGGUCUGUUCGGCGGCAUGCUUUUUGCUAUGGAAUGGGGAACGUGACUUCAUCUUGCCCGCAUCCAAACGAGCCCAAUCCUCGGCCGUGUGUUUGCCUAAAGGUGCACUUCCUGCUCGCAAUUCCACCCUGGGUGGUGGUGUAGACCUAAUUCGGGCUCUGCUCCGACUGCAUGAGGCUGUCUCCGCGGUCGCUUACGAACUGGACACGGGAGCGGAACACAAUGUGAUGGGAUCGAUGACCGAAGCGGAGACGACGCGUCCGGUUCAGGCAGAUCGAGUGAAAACAGCAAUUAAUAAUUUGUGGAAUUUGGUGGUUUUUGGUUGUCUGGCCCCGGAGUUAGCAAACAGCUCCCAAGGAUCGGAAGGCGGUUCUGGUUCUGUUGCAGGUGAGACGCCUUUUCCUCUUGGCUAA